CAUUUCACAUAUAUAAUGGAGCAACUGAGAGGGACACUGCAACAGAAAUUUCAAUCAGAAGAAAACAAAAUGGAAAACAACAACAACAACAACGGAGACCCCACGCCGGUGCCGCGGGUGGCGGUAGUUGUUUUUCUCUUGAAGGGUAGAUCGCUCCUCCUCGGCCGCCGCCGUUCUGCCGUCGGCAACGCCACCUACGCCCUCCCCGGCGGCCACCUCGAAUUCGGGGAGAGUUUUGAAGAAUGUGCAGCUAGAGAAGUAAAAGAGGAAACAGGAUUGGACAUAGGGAAGAGUGAGUUUUUAACAGUAACAAACAAUGUGAUGUUGGAGCAACCAAAAAAGUGUCACUAUGUUACUAUUUUCAUGAGAUCAGUGGUGGGGGUUGAUGUGGAAGAAGAGCAAGUGCCACAGAAUCUUGAGCCUAACAAGUGUGAUGGUUGGGAGUGGUAUGAAUGGGAUCAUUUGCCACAUCCUUUGUUUGGGCCUCUUGAGAGAAUGGUCAAAGGAGGUUUUAACCCAUUUUCUUCCUAAUUAUCUUUGUUAAUGCUUUUUUUCUGAGCUUGAUUAGCUAUCUAUGUCUUUGGGUUAGGUUUUAUCUGUUGCUUUUCAUUCUUCAAGUGGAUUUUCUAGUUCAGUAUGACAUGCUUAGAUUAUUGUUGUAAUUUUCCAGCCUUCCAAUUUCUUCUA
This is a messenger RNA of Vigna radiata var. radiata (mung bean), 687 nucleotides long. RefSeq names its product nudix hydrolase 1. Lineage: Eukaryota; Viridiplantae; Streptophyta; Magnoliopsida; Fabales; Fabaceae. The transcript has 2 exons. The record is from RefSeq and is a predicted model, not a curated record. The coding region runs from base 16 to 531 and encodes 171 amino acids. Gene Ontology annotation, biological process: dGTP catabolic process. Gene Ontology annotation, molecular function: 8-oxo-7,8-dihydrodeoxyguanosine triphosphate pyrophosphatase activity. Gene Ontology annotation, cellular component: cytosol.